UCUUUACACUGUUAAGAAUGAAAUGCAGAAUCCUUACUUGUGCCCCAACAAAUGUUGCAAUUAAAGAAGUGGCCUCCCGUGUUCUAAAGCUGCUGAAAGAAACUGUUAAAACAGACAACCAUGGGACAGGCACUCUGUUUUUUCCUGUUGGAGAUAUUCUCUUGUUUGGGAGUAAGGAGAGACUCAAAGUUGGUGAAGAAAUGCAAGAAAUAUAUUUGGAUUAUCGUGCUAAAAGGCUUUCAAAGUGUUUUGGGGUGCAAACUGGCUGGAGGUAUUACUUUGCUUCCAUGAUUGAUUUACUUGAAGAUUGUGUUUCUCAGUAUCACAUUUUCUUGGAAAAUGAAUUGAUAAAGAAAAGAGAAAACAGUAAUGAAGAUGAAAUCAAAGAGGAGUCUAAAGAGGAGUUCAAGUCAUUUCUUGAAUAUAUGAGAGAAAGAUUUAACUAUACUGCCACUUCUCUUAGGAAUUGUAUAUAUAUCCUCUGUACUCAUAUAUCCAAAAGUUUCAUUUUGGAAAAUAAUUUUCAAAACAUGGUAGCUCUGAUCACUUUACUUGAUUCUUUUGGAACUUUAUUGUUUCAAGACAGUGUAGCUUCUGAGGAACUAGAAGAGCUCUUUUCACAUUCAGUAGCUGAAGAUUUUUCUUCGUCAUCUGGGCAUAAAAACUACUUGUUGCACAAGAGGAGGGGUGAAUGUCACACUGUUUUAAGAAUUCUUCAGGAUUCCUUAAGCGAACUUGAGCUCCCAAGUUAUAUGAACAUAGACUCAUUAAAAGAUUUCUGUUUUAAAACAGCUUCAGUAAUAUUCUGCACUGCUUCUAGUUCAUUUAAGCUGCAUUCAGUGGCCAUGGAACCACUGAACAUUCUGGUCAUUGAUGAAGCGGCACAACUAAAAGAAAGUGAGUCGACAAUACCGCUGCAACUCCUGGGCUUAAAGCAUACUAUUCUCAUUGGGGAUGAGUGCCAAUUGCCAGCAAUGGUUGCAAGCAAUGUUUCUGAUGAAGCUGGUUUCGGGAGAAGCUUAUUCGAGAGGUUGAGCUCCUUGGGUCACUCUAGACACCUGCUCAAUAUGCAAUAUCGAAUGCACCCCUCUAUCAGCUACUUCCCAAAUUCAUAUUUCUAUAACAACCAGAUUUUAGAUUCCGCGGAUGUUAAAAGAAAAAGCUACGAAAAAGUCUUUUUGCCAGGAUCACCAAUGUUUGGUCCAUAUUCUUUCAUCAACAUAUUUGAUGGGAGAGACGAGUUCAUCAGCUCUGGCUGGAGAAAUAUGGUUGAGGUAGCAGUUGUGAUGAAAAUAUUGCAGAACCUGUACAAAGAUUGGAAGGGCUCAAAACAGAAGCUGAGCAUUGGCAUAGUCUCACCUUACAGUGCUCAAGUGGGAGCAAUUCAAAAAAAACUUGGAGGCAAGUAUGAGAACAGUGACGGCUUUACUGUAAAAGUGAAGUCAAUUGAUGGGUUUCAAGGAGGAGAGGAGGACGUUAUUAUAAUUUCCACUGUGAGAAGUAACAGGAAUGGAUCCAUUGGAUUCUUGUCCAAGCCACAGAGAAUCAAUGUCGCACUUACGAGGGCUAGGCAUUGUUUAUGGAUUUUGGGGAAUGAAAGAACCUUAACUCAUGGUGAAUCUGUUUGGCAAACCUUAAUCCGUGAUGCUAAGGACCGGCGUUGCUUCUUUAAUGCUGAUGAAGAUAAGGAUAUGGCCAAAGCUAUAUUAGAGGCCAAAAAAGAGCUUGGUGAGUUGGAUGAAUUGUUGGAUGCUGGUAGUAUACUUUUCAGAAACCAAAAGUGGAAGGUUAUUUUUAGUGACAACUUCUUGAAAUCCUUUAAAAAAAUGACAUCAGACCGCAAAAAGAAAUCAGUUAUUAACCUUCUACUGAAACUUUCAAGUGGCUGGCGACCUAAGAGGAGGAACAUAGAUUCUAUUUGUGAAAGCUCUUCGCGCAUUAUUAAGAUAUUCAAAGUUGAAGGUCUCUAUACAAUUUGCACAAUUGACAUAGUAAAGGAAUCAAAUUACAAGCAAGUUUUAAAAGUCUGGGAUAUAUUGCCUUUGGAGAAUGUUCCAAAAUUGGUAAAACGUUUGGAUGGUAUAUUUGUUAGGUACACUGAUGAUUACAUCAAUCGUUGCAAAGAGAAAAAUAUUGAAGGGAAUUUGGAAGUUCCCAAGACUUGGGCAGCCUCUUCAGAAGUUGUUCGUUUCAAGAAUCUUGCUAAUAGUAAGAGUGGAAGUGACUUAAGUGGAGCUGCUUCAGAUAGUAUGAGUUAUGUUGAGAAUUCUAAGGUGAUUGAUAGCUUGUUGUUGAUGAAAUUCUACUCUUUAUCAUCAGGUGUAGUGAACCACCUACUUUCCGACUGUGAUGGUAGAGCAUUGGAUCUUCCAUUUGAAGUAACAGAUGAACAGUUGGAGAUGAUUCUUUUUCCUAGAAGCACCUUCAUACUUGGUCGGUCAGGUACAGGGAAAACUACUGUGUUGACCAUGAAAUUAUUUCAGAAAGCAAAACUACAUCACAUGGCAACUAAAGGAUUCUAUGGAGUUGAUAAUCAUGAGCAUCUGCAUACUACCCAGACAAAUGAGCUUGAGAAGGGCCUUGGAGAGGAGAAACCGGAUAUCUUGCGCCAACUUUUUGUGACAGUCAGUCCUAAACUGUGUUUUGCUGUAAAGCAACACAUUUCUCACUUGAAAAGCUCCGCCCUGGGUGAGAAGUUUCUAGCAGAAGGCAGUUUACUUGACAUGGAUGAUAUUGAUGAUGUAGCGCAAUUCAAAGAUAUCCCAAAUUCUUUUGUAGACAUUCCGCCUAAGUCAUACCCUCUUGUUGUUACAUUUCAUAAGUUCUUAAUGAUGCUGGAUGGUACAAUGGGCAAUUCAUAUUUUGAGAGAUUCCAUGACAUUCGGAAACAUUCUAAUGUCCAAACUCAGAGUUUAAGAUCAGAUUCCUUAUACACAAUUAUGAGGAAAAAGGAAGUUAGUUAUGACAGGUUUAGUUCAUUUUACUGGCCACGUUUUAAUGAACAACUAACAAAGAAGCUUGAUUCUUCGAGGGUCUUCACUGAGAUUAUAUCUCACAUAAAAGGAGGCCUGCGAUCCAUGGAGUUUGGUGACGGUAAACUGAGUCGAGAAGUUUAUGUCCAAUUAUCAGAGGGUAGAGUUUCCAUUUUGAGCAGGCAACAAAGAGAGAUGAUAUAUGAGAUAUUUCAAAACUAUGAGAGAAUGAAGAUGAAAAAUGGUGAUUUUGAUUUGGCUGAUUUAGUAAUUGAUCUUCAUCAUCGACUUAAAAAAGGAAAAUACGUCGGAGAUCAAAUUCAUUUUGUUUAUGUCGAUGAGGUGCAGGAUCUUACAAUGAGCCAAAUUGCUCUGCUCAAAUAUAUCUGCAAAAAUGUGGAAGAGGGUUUUGUUUUUUCUGGUGAUACAGCACAAACAAUUGCCAGGGGAAUCGACUUCAAAUUUGAAGAUAUACGACAUCUGUUCUACAAGAAGUUUGUACUGGAAUCAAGAAGCAAUGAACAUGAUGGCAGAGAACAAAAAGGACAACUCUCAAAUAUUUUUAACUUGAGCCAGAACUUCCGUACCCAUGCAGGAGUACUGAAGUUAGCUCAGAGCAUCAUUGAUCUUCUUUACCGUUUCUUCCGUCCCUAUGUUGAUGUUUUAAACCCUGAGACUACUAUGAUAUAUGGGGAGUCUCCGAUUUUGCUUGAAUCUGGGAACGAUGAAAAUGCAAUCAUAAAAAUUUUUGGAAAGAGUGGAAAAGUUGGUGGCAAUGUAGUUGGUUUUGGAGCUGAACAGGUGAUAUUAGUACGAGAUGAUUGUGCUCGGAAGGUUAUUUCUGACUAUGUUGGGAAUCAAGCUCUUGUUUUGACCAUAGUAGAGAGUAAAGGCCUCGAAUUUCAGGAUGUACUGUUAUACAAUUUUUUUGGUUCACCACAUCUUAAGAAUCAAUGGAGAGUGAUUUAUGAAUAUAUGAAGGAACAAAAUUUGCUUGACUCCACGUCACCUAGGUCCUUCCCGAGCUUCAAUGAAGCUAAACAUAACAUCUUGUGUGCUGAACUGAAGCAACUGUAUGUCGCCAUCACUCGUACAAGGCAAAGGUUAUGGAUCUGGGAGGAUAGGGAGGAAGUCUCCAAACCUAUGUUUGACUAUUGGAAGAAGAAGUCUCUUGUUGAAGUCAAACAGCUGGAUGAUUCAUUUGCACAUGCAAUGCAAGUUGCGAGUACCCCCGAAGAGUGGAAAUCGCAGGGCAUCAAGCUGUUUCAUGAGCGUAACUAUGAAAUGGCAACUAAAUGCUUCGAAAGAGCUAAAGAUUUUUACUGGGAAGAAAGGUGUAAAGCUACUGCCCUUAAAGCCGAUGCUGACCGCAUCCGCAGUUUGAACCCUGAAGAGGCUAAUAAUAAACUAAGGCAAGCUGCUAUAAAAUUUGAAGCCAUACACAAGGCCAAUUCUGCUGCCAAAUGUUUUUAUGAGCUGGGAGAGUAUGAAAGAGCAGGUAGGAUUUAUUUGGAAAAAUGUGAGGAACCAGAGCUGGAAAGGGCGGGGGAAUGUUUUCGUCUUGCAGGAUGCUAUGAGCUUGCAGUAGAGGUGUAUGCCCAGGGCAAUUUUUUUCUAGAUUGUUUGACUGUUUGCUUUGAAGGAAAGCUUUUCGAUGUUGGAUUGCAGUACAUCCAUUAUUGGAAACAACAUGCCAGUACAGAUGUUGGUACUGUCCAAAGAAGUGAAAAAAUGAACAAAAUUGUACAAGACUUUCUGGAGAGGUGCGCUUUUCAUCAUCAUGAGCUCAAAGAUAGCAAAUCCAUGAUGAAAUUUGUGAAAGCUUUUCAUUCAAUGGAUUUGAAACAUAACUUUUUGAAGUCGUUGAAUUGCUUUGAUGAACUUCUAUUGUUGGAAGAAGAGUCGGGAAACUUCGUGGAUGCUUCAAAUAUUGCAAAAAUGAGAGGAGAUAUUCUCCGUGCAGCUGAUUUGCUACAGAAAGCUGGGAAUUUCAAAGAAGCAUCUGCACUUAUACUUCAUUACGUGUUUUCCAAUUCCCUAUGGUCACCUGGGAGCAAAGGUUGGCCUUUGAAGCAGUUUAGAGAAAAGCAGGAGCUUUUGGGAAAAGCCAAGUCACUGGCGGAGAAUGACUCGAACCAAUUUUCUGAAUUUGUUCGAAAUGAAGCUGACAUUUUAUCGAAUGAGCAGUGCAACCUAUUCAUGCUGAGUCAUCAAUUGAAUGCUUCAAAGAGACAUCAGAGUAUCAGAGGUGAAAUAUUAUCUAUUCGAAAGAUUUUAGAUUUCCAUCUUCAUUUAAGUACCUCUGACUAUGGUUGGGAAGACGAAUUAGUUUCUGAUCUCGUAGCAUAUUCAGAAGACACAAUUCAUAGAAACCAGGUUUCUGUUGAGACCCUUGUCUACUUUUGGAAUUACUGGAAGAAUAUGAUUGUGAAGAUACUUGAGUAUCUUGAGCAUCUACAAACACGAGAUGUUAGCAACUGCAGACGUUACGGUGACUUCUGCUUGAACUACCUUAGUGUAUGGAAGCAAUAUAGCAAUCUUGGUACCAAGUAUCUUUUGCUGAACCCAGAUGCAGAGUGGAUUAGUGAGGUGGAGAAAAGAUGUGCUCAAACGAGCGAGAAGUUGGUUUCAAUUGAUGUCAGCAAGCUUGUCUCUGCUGCUCGGAAUUAUUGGAGUUCAGAGUUACUUUUUGUUGGUAUGAAGGUGUUGGAAAAUCUAGAUGCCUUUCAUAAGCAGUCAUUGGAGAAUUCAUCGUCUGUGUUCUGCAAAGUUAGAAAUUCUACUUACAUCUAUGAAGUUUCAAAAUCUCUUUUGAAUUCCAAAUUUCUGCGUCACCAGCAUUAUGAUACUAAGGCACUACAAAAUUUUGUUGAACUAUCAACGAAGCAAUUCUUUGACUUCAUAUUUCCUCUAGACUGGCAAGAAUCACUGAAGGGGAACUUGAUUUCUUUGAGAGGAACUGAGACUUGUAGGAAUAUAAUUAAAGAAGUUAUUUUUCAAAAUAUUGGCUUGAGAAGUCAGUUAUCUUAUGGGCAGAUUGGAAGUGUGGUAGUUAUGAUUCUCGGGUCUGGUAAGCUGAAUAAUGAGGUAUUGGAGAAUGUUGCAAAAAGCUUUAAUGAAAAUACACCAUGGAAGGAAUUUGUGGAGAGCCUCUCUGGGAAUAUGGGAUCAUGCAAUAACAUUGAACUUGUUCAGAAGUUCUUUGGAGCUUUGAAAGAUAUUUAUGAUGCCAACUGGAGGAUAGGAUAUAUAUCACCUUCUAAUUUUCUGUAUCUUAUUGAGCGGUUUUUGAUUAUGUUGUCUAGCAUCCAGGGCCACGGGUAUAUCUUAACCUCACAGUCAUCUGUUGUGGAUUGGCUUAUCUACCAGCAGGGGAACACCAACCCAGCUUCAACCUUGCAGAUUGAUGUGCAACAAUCCUUGAGACAUGUACUUCACUUUUUUGUCCACAUUGUUUCGCAGUUCCUUUACCAUGAGCAGGACACAAUGGAAUGGAUCAGAAACUUUCAUACAAGUGUGAAACAUUAUCAUUCAUUUGUUGUUUUGAGAUUGGUUGUAAUAGUGUGUUUGCUUCAUUUGAAUUUUGGGAACUAUGAAAAUUUGCUCUUUGGCUUGCUCGGCAGGAACAAUAUUUACAACAAACUGCCUUGGGAAUUUUGUGAUUCCCUUCGCAGAAAAUGGUGGCGGCCUAAUUCUCUGAAUGUUAAUGUGAUUGCCGAAGCAUUUAAAAGGAUCAGGAAUCCGCUUGUAAUUGUGAGUUUAGGGGGAAAUUGUUCAAGAUUUAGGUGUCAAGAUGCAGUUUUUGUUGACAUGAAAGCCAGGAAAUGUAAGGAGAUAUUAGGUAUUAUGUUUCCGAAGUCUGAAGCUUCUCAAGGCCAUUCUGGAGCUAAACUGGAAGAUGCUUAUUUGCACUACAUUAUCUCUUCGUCAGACUGUCGUGGCCAAGGGUUGAGUUCGAUUCUUCCGUCUUCAAAUUCUGCUAUCCUUCCAAAUAAGGAUUCAAUCACCCGGACCAUAAAUGAGGAUAAAGAGCUCAUAGACCCUGGAGUUUUCUUGGAAACACUUGAAGCGUUAGAUUUGAUAGGAAAUGCAGAAGAUCAAAAGAGCAUUUUUUUGAAUGCCCCAAGAGUUAAGUUGGAUGUAGACAAAUGUAUUCGCCUUUUAACUACUGCAAUGGAAUGUGGAAACGUUCAGAAGAACCAUCUGAAAAGCCAAAUGGAUGAAGCAGUCAGCAUGCUCAAGGAAUUGAAGCAACUUUAUGCUGGAUUAGAUGGAAGUGGUCAGCAAGUGGAGAACAACGUUUCAACAAUUAGAGAAGUUUGCAAGAGGUUGCAGUCAACAAGGCAAACAGUGGAGCCUCACUUGAAUCAGCUAUUCUUGCAGCAGAGCAGGAGUGUUAAAGGGAAGGCAAUGUAGACGGGCGCGGGCUGUGUACCAAGUAUCUUUUUUUGAACCCAGAUGCAGAGUGGAUUAGAGAGGUGGACAAAAGAUGUGCUCAAAUGAGCGAGAAGUUGGUUUCAAUUGAUGUUAGCAAGCUUGUCUCCGCUGCUCGGAGUUAUUGGAGUUCAGAGUUACUUUUUGUUGGUAUGAAGGUGUUGGAAAAUCUAGAUACCUUUUGUCAGCAGUCAUUUGAGAAUUCAUCGUCUGUGUUUUGCAAAGUCAUAAAUUCUACUUACAUCUAUGAAGUUUCAAAAUCUCUUUUGAGUUCCAAAUUUCUGCAUUACCGGUAUUAUGAUACUAAGGCACUACAAAAUUUUGUUGAACUAUCAUCGAGGCAAUUCUUUGACUUCAUAUUUCCUCUAGACUGGCGAGAAUCACUUAAAGGGAACUUGAUUUCUGUGAGAGGAACUGGGAUUUGUAGGAAUAUAAUUAAAGAAGUUAUUUUUCAAAAUAUUAGCUUGAGAAGUCAGUUA
Pistacia vera is the source of this 7885-nucleotide messenger RNA. RefSeq lists its product as uncharacterized. Gene Ontology annotation, molecular function: helicase activity; ATP binding. The transcript has 12 exons. NCBI's taxonomy places the organism in Eukaryota, Viridiplantae, Streptophyta, Magnoliopsida, Sapindales, Anacardiaceae. The coding region runs from base 18 to 7388 and encodes 2456 amino acids. The record is from RefSeq and is a predicted model, not a curated record.